GCCUCAGGCCGAGAGCGCGGGAAAGGCCUCGGAAGGCAAGCGGGCGGCGGCGGCGGGCCGCGACCCACGGUGAGGUGGAGAAAAUGCCUCUGUCACAAAAGCCGAUGAGAUACGGGCACACGGAAGGCCACACUGAUGUCUGCUUUGAUGACGCUGGAAGCUGCAUUGUGACCUGUGGCAGUGAUGGAGAUGUCAGGAUUUGGGACAGUCUAGAUGAUGAUGACCCCAAGUCCAUUAAUGUGGGAGAAAAAGCCUACUCGUUUGCUCUCAAGAAUGGAAGAUUGGUCACCGCAGUCUCUAACAACACCGUCCAGGUCCAUACAUUUCCAGAAGGCAAUCCAGAUGGCAUCCUGACACGGUUCACCAUGAAUGCAAACCAUGUGGUUUUCAAUGCUGAUGGGAGUAAAGUAGCUGCUGGAUCCAGUGACUUCCUGGUGAAGAUUGUGGAAGUGAUGGACAGCAGCCAGCAGAAGACAUUCCGAGGACAUGAUGCCCCAGUCUUAAGCGUGUCCUUCGAUCCAAAAGACACUUUUCUGGCAUCAGCGAGUUGUGAUGGAUCUGUCAGAGUAUGGAAAAUUUCAGAACAGGCUUGUGAAAAAGCAUGGCCCUUGCUGGAGAAAUGCAACGAUGUGGUAAAUGCAAAAUCAAUAUGUAGACUCUCCUGGCAACCAAAACAAGGAAAGUUCCUGGCCGUUCCAGUAGAGAAAGUCGUUAAACUAUACAGAAGAGACACUUGGGAUCACCAACUGGAUUUGUCAGAUGAUUUCAUUACACAGCCUCUCAAUGUGGUCGCCUGGUCUCCAUGUGGGCAGCACGUGGCAGCUGGAAGUAUCGGUGGCUACAUCGUCGUUUGGAAUGUCAACACCCAGCAGUGUCUGAACAGGGUGAAGCACGAAAAGGGUUACACCAUCUGCAGUCUGGCAUGGCACCCCAAAGGAGAUCAGAUUGCUUAUACAGACAUGGAGGGCAAUCUGGGUCUACUUGAGAAUGUCUGUGAUGGAGAUGGAAAGAAGUCAAACCAAAAGGCUUCAGUUCCUGCUCCCAAAACCUAUGACGAUCUUUUCGAUGAGGACGGCAAUGAGGAUUUUCUGGAGGGUGACUUGACUGGGGAAGACUGGGGUUCAAAGCCAGUGAUCAAUGAUGAAGAUGAAGAUGAAGACCUUUUGAUGGCUUCAGGACGUCUGAAGAACAGAGGAGCCCGAAUAGAGGAUGACGAGAACUCUGUUGAUAUCGGAUUGCUGAAAGUGAAUCCUGCCCUUGAUAAGGAGGAAGAGGAGGAGGAUCCAGAUGGCCUCGUUCCAGUCCAGCCUCUAUCGUCAACCCAAAGGACUUUCUAUGACGGGCCAAUGCCAACUCCUCGGCAAAAGCCAUUUCAGUCUGGCUCCACCCCAGUACAUCUCACACACCGUUUCAUGGUGUGGAACUCUGUUGGUAUCAUCCGAUGCUAUAACGACGAGCAGGGCAACGCCAUUGAUGUUGAAUUCCACGACACCGCGGUCCAUCAUGCAAUGCACCUGCCUAAUUCUUUGAAUCACACCAUGGCAGACCUUUCCAACGAAGCUCUUCUACUGGCCUGCGAGAGCACAGAUGACCUAGCAAGCAAACUUCACUGCAUCCAUUUUAAUUCCUGGGAUUCCAAUAAAGAAUGGACAGUUGACAUGCUACCUGAGGAAGAUAUUGAAGCGAUUUGUUUGGGCCAGGGCUGGGCGGCCUGUGCCACCAGCACCCUCCUGCUUCGCCUCUUCACCACUGGGGGAGUCCAGAAAGAGGUGUUCAGCCUCCCAGGACCAGUGGUAUCCAUGGCGGGACACGGAGAGCAGCUGCUGCUGACAUUCCACAAAGGCACUGGCUUUGAAGGGGAUCAGAAUCUCGGGGUACAGCUGAUAGAGUUUGGAAAAAAGAAGAAACAGGUUUUACAUGGCGACCCACUUCCCCUUUCCAGGAAAUCCUACCUAACAUGGGUGGGAUUUUCCGCAGAAGGUACCCCUUGUUACGUGGAUUCCCAGGGCAUUGUACGCAUGUUAAACAGAGGGCUUGGUAAUACUUGGACUCCGGUCUGUGACACAAGGGAGCACUGCAAAGGGAAGUCCGACCACUACUGGAUUGUGGGUGUUCAUGAAAACCCUCAGCAGCUCAGAUGCAUUCCUUGUAAAGGAGCCCGUUUCCCCCCGACGCUUCCACGUCCUGCUGUUGCCGUGCUGCCUUUCAAGCUUCCGUUUUGUCAGACGGCAACCGAUAAGGGACAAAUGGAGGAGCAGUUUUGGCGCUCCAUCCUGUUUCACAAUUACCUGGACUUCUUUUCCCAAAAUGGAUACGAAUAUGAUGAAAGUGUCAAAAGUCAUGCCAUCCAAGAACAGCAGAACCUCCUAAUGAAAAUGUUUGCACUUUCCUGCACGCUGGAACGUGAAUUUCGCUGUAUGGAGCUGGCAGAGCUCAUGACUCCAAAUGCCACCAGCCUAGCCAUCAAGUACGCCUCACGCUCUCGGAGGCUGAUUCUCGCCCAGCGGCUCAGUGAACUGGCAGCGGAGAGGGCAGCAGAACUGGCAGCUGCUGAAGGACCUGGGAAGGAAGAAGAGGAGGAGGAGGCGGUGCCACCACCGGAUUUCAGACACCAUCUCAAUAACAGUUACAGUAAGACCCCCACAGAAUGGAGCCAUGCUCGGGCGAGGAACCUUCAACGCCAGCAAAGUAUGGAGACCUAUGAGGAAGCUGGGGAUGAGGAGGAAGACACAUCUGAAGGAACAAAACCGAGAUCUCCCCUGCUCUGUGGAACCGCCUCUACUCCCAAGUCUGCUGGAGUUGUACCUACCAAUCAAGGAAGGAUCAAUCCUUUCAAGCUUUCCAGUAGCCAAAAGGAUUCGCUCGUUCCCUCGGUGAAUAUUCUGGACAGUAUGGCCAAACUGCCCAAGAAAACUCCUUCGCCAGCCAGCCGAGCUGCUCCCAGCAAAGAGAAGGGUCCCGUGAUAAAGCCGUUGGCGCCCAAGGCGAAGUCAAAGCAGGCGGCGGCAGCAGCAUUUUUCCAACCCCGAGCAUCUGCCAUGGAAAAGAAUAUCACAGAAGAGAAGGGAGAAAAACUUGAAUCAAAAAAGAAAACCGCAGAAGAGAAAAGAGAAAAACUGGAAACUAUCCCACCUGAGUCAAAAAAUUUGACGGAGGAUAAUGACAGUAAAAGGCCAAAGACUGGAUUCCAGAUGUGGCUCGAAGAGAACAGAAGUCAUAUUUUGGCAGAUAACCCUGAGUUUGAAGAAACAGAGAUAAUAAAAGAAGGCAUGAGCCGAUUCAGGAUGUUGUCUGCAGAAGAAAGGAUGGCUUGGACGGAAAAAGCCAAAGGAAAAGCCACCGUCGAUCCCACUGAAGGAAAGAAACGGAAGCGCCUUGAGGGUGUGAACCGGGACGGGCAAGAAAGCCAAGGAGCAAAAUUAAACGAGGACUCAAGCUCGGCAAAAAAAUCCAAAUCCUUUCAGCAAUCUACCAUCACGAAACUAUCCGCGUUUGCCUACAAGCCAAGCUAGGCCACGUGGAUCCUUUUCGUGGCCUCUUCAACGGUCCCUUGCAGAAACCCAACAACUGGUCUUGCCAACGACGGCUGAAGGACAGUAAUAUGGCUGCUCCGAGUGGAGCAUUUAGGCAAAGAAGCUCUCUGUGGAUGAGUGUAGUAGCUCCGUCUUUAUCUGUGUUACAUAGAGUAGGUGUACAUUUAGUCUGUAGGUGUUCAGGUGUAGUGACAUUUUAUGCCGUGUGAAAUGUAAAGGUGCUGUCAGGAGGUCUGCCUCAGAGGCUGAAAUCCUGAUACUCCAUGUAGUAAGUUGCCCUUGAGUAAACUCAUUGACUCAGGGGAGAUCUGUUGAUUCAACUCCUCUGUAAGUUCCAUGGAUUCAAAUGGGGCCUACUCUAGUUGAGAGUUCCUGGAACCUAGUAAGCCACAACGAGAGUAGACCCAUUUGAAUCCAUGGAAUUUCUGGAGGAAUUGAUUCAAGGGACCUGUUCUUAGACUAAGCAACAGGAAUUCACCCAGUGAGUCAGAACCAAAUACUUCUUGAGUAUGAUUGAUGCACAAUGUGCACAGAGAAGAAGAGACGGGACCAAAGCCGAAAGGCAGUGGUGGGCGAGAGAACGCGGGCCUGCCCAGCUGACACUCAAUUACCAUUCUAGUGUAAGCUUGUUGAUGCAGCUGAGAUUGAGGCAUGCUGAGUAACCCCAUGAGGAAGGGAAGCAUGCGAGCCCUGCCCUUGGUUGCCUUGUACGUCUGGAGAGUGAUGGGCCUAAAAAAGGAGAACCUCUGCUCUCCGCAGAGGCUUUCCGCCUGAGUUCAGACCCUGCAGUGCCGGAAUUCGAACUCGCACCCCGCAGCCAGCCACAGGAAUGAUGCUCACGUAGGACAAACCUAGCACACUCCCCCUUGUGCAUCAGUUUGGCACGUGUAAACCAAGCAUGUAUAGGACUGAUAGGGUUUCUUAUCCCAAGCAUUGGCUCUGUUCAUCCAUUCUGAAACUUUUCCUGCUUGCCUUCUUGUGUACUGAGAGGUGAGUUUGUCCUGAACUGGACUCGCUCAGCUCACAUCUAGCUUUUGUGACUCGUCUGUAGCCCUAUAUGGCAUACAGAAGGGAUCUCUCCCCCUUUGUCAUAGAGGGCAUCGCUGGUUAGAACUGUGUUCCACAUGGUCGUCAGGCAGCCCUCGGCUCAGAUUAUCGGGCGACCAUGUUUUCCCUUUCCCCAGCUCUCAGAAUAGUCGGGGUGGGGUGGAGAAGGUUUGUUUGU
Molecule: messenger RNA, 4758 nt
Organism: Pogona vitticeps (central bearded dragon)
Lineage: Eukaryota; Metazoa; Chordata; Lepidosauria; Squamata; Agamidae
Gene: WDHD1
Product: WD repeat and HMG-box DNA binding protein 1
Biological process (GO): DNA repair; DNA-templated DNA replication; mitotic cell cycle
Cellular component (GO): nuclear replication fork
Molecular function (GO): DNA binding; chromatin binding; protein binding
Source: RefSeq, a predicted model, not a curated record